Mesocricetus auratus (golden hamster) is the source of this 1921-nucleotide messenger RNA. It is a transcript of the gene Fbxo7, whose product is annotated as F-box protein 7. Gene Ontology annotation, biological process: positive regulation of autophagy of mitochondrion; autophagy of mitochondrion. Gene Ontology annotation, molecular function: protein kinase binding. The transcript is spliced from 9 exons. Bases 142 to 1689 code for a protein of 515 amino acids. The record is from RefSeq and is a predicted model, not a curated record. Lineage: Eukaryota; Metazoa; Chordata; Mammalia; Rodentia; Cricetidae.
GUCCGGGGCUGUAGGGGGCGUGGGCGAGAGAGAGGCGAGCGCUCGGAUGCCUGCGAGGCGCAGGCCCGGGGCCGCUCGCUUUCGGUUUCACCUUCGCUCCGGGAGCCGCGGCCGCCGCCCGAGGCUUGCGGUCCUGUCGCCAUGAGGCUGCGCGUGCGGCUCCAGAAGCGGACCCGGCCGCUGGAGGUGCCGGAGACGGAGCCGACGCUCGGGCAGCUGCGCGCGCACCUCCGCCGGGCUCUGCUGCCCGAGUGGGGGUUCAGCUCUGAUACCCGAUUUGCAAUUACAUUGAACAACAAGGAUGCCCUCACUGGAGAUGAAGAGACCUUGGCUUCAUAUGGGAUUGUUUCUGGGGACUUGAUUUGUUUGGUUCUUGAAGAUGACUUCCCUUCAUCUACAGAUUCAGAGCGUUCCUCACUCCAGAGUAAUGACCAACCUUCUUUGGCUGCCAGCUCUCCUCAGGCUAGCAUCCCUGAUGAACAGUGGAGCGAUUCUUCCCAAGGACAGGCCACCCGAUCUGAUGCCUGGAGUGAUGACAGUAUGGAAGGGCCUAGUCAAAAUGUUGAAGCUGGGUCAAUUCUGGAUGCCAUGGGUAUGGAAGAGGAUUCUGGUUGCUGUCCAUUGGAGCCAAUGCUCUGCAGCGAAACAGAGGAUGGGCAGGUGCCACAUUCCCUGGAGAUGCUGUAUCAGUCAGCUGGCUGCUCCAGCAUCAGUGAUGCCUUGAUAGUGCUGGUGCAUCUCCUCAUGCUUGAGUCAGGCUACAUACCUCAGGGGACUGAAGCCAAAGCAGUGUCAAUGCCUGAGAAGUGGAAGUCGAGUGGCGUGUACAGGCUGCUCUACACACACCCUCUCUGCGAGGGGGGCACCGCUGCGCUCACCUGUGUGCCUUUGGAAAACCUCAUCAUUGUAAAUGCUACAGUAAAAAUCGACGGUGGGAUUAAAAAUGUGAAGUCAGUGCAGCUGCAGCCAAGGUCCUACAUUUGUGGAGUGGAACCAGGGGAAAGUGCAGCGAAAGCAUACAAAGAUCUUAAGAAGCUCUCUCGCCUCUUCAAAGACCAGCUGGUGUACCCUCUUCUGGCUUUCACACGGCAAGUACUGAACCUUCCAGAUGUAUUUGGGCUAGUUGUCCUUCCGUUGGAGCUGAAACUACGCAUCUUCCGACUUUUGGAUGUUCAUUCUGUCCUGGCUUUGUCUGCAGUCUGUCAUGACCUCCUCAUUGCAUCCAGUGACCCACUGCUGUGGCGGUGUUUGUAUCUUCGGGAUUUUCAAGAUGGUACCGUCAGAGGCCCAGAUACAGAUUGGAAAAAACUGUAUAGAAAGAGGCACAUACAAAGAAAAGAGGCCCAGAGGAUGCGGCAUGCCAUGUUCCUGACAUCACCACCCCACUCAAUCCCAUUUCGUCCCAUUCCUGUCUACACCAGGGCCUCUUUGCUUACCUCAAUGCUUCCUCCAGGGAUCAUUGGUGGUGAAUAUGAUGCGAGACCGUUGCUGCCCAAUGUUGGGGACCCAGCCAGCCCACUCAUCAUCCCAAGGCCAGGGGAGACACCGCCGCUCAGACCACGUUUUGAUCCUAUGGGUCCACUCCCAGGACCUAACCCCCUCUUACCAGGAAGAGGUGGCCCCAACAACAGAUUUCCUUUCAGACCUGGCCUGGGUCGACCAGCUGACAGCCGGCUACCAUUCAUGUGACCAAGUUGGAGGCUUUAUUGAAACCACAGUUGCUCUUUUCUUGGACGCUCAUCUCUGCUGUCAAGUUUCUGGCUGUGGCAGUUGAAACUGGGCACCAAGGACAAUGCUACUCAAAGCUGGGUUGACUUUGGGAAUGCCGACUGCUGUCUCUGCCCUGGAUUCACCUCUGGGACGGAGCUUGUGGUACUGAUGGUAUUCUGUGCUAUGUUAAUAAAGUAGAAGUUACAUGGUG